Messenger RNA from Penicillium daleae, 1113 nucleotides. RefSeq lists its product as uncharacterized. NCBI's taxonomy places the organism in Eukaryota, Fungi, Ascomycota, Eurotiomycetes, Eurotiales, Aspergillaceae. The record is from RefSeq and is a predicted model, not a curated record. The transcript is spliced from 8 exons. Gene Ontology annotation, molecular function: oxidoreductase activity; FMN binding. Bases 1 to 1113 code for a protein of 370 amino acids.
AUGGCUCACAUUGCGCCCUUGGCUCAGCCUAUUACUCUAAAACUUUCUGGAAAGGUGAUCAAGAACCGCCUUUAUCGGACUCCUCUCAGUGAAUACGCCGCAACCUUCGACGAAGACAACGUUGAAAACUGCGGCAAACCUCUCCCGCGCUAUGCAGAACUCUACCAAGGAAUGUGCACACUUGCUGAGGGCGGAGCCGGCCUCAUCUGUACCGGUAACAUCCCGAUUCACCGCGACAACCUCGAAAAUUACAACAACGCCGUCCUCGAUAUCAACAACCCCUGGGACCCCGUGGAGGCCUUCCGCCCUGCCGUGCAAGCCGCAAAGUCCCGAGGCGCACUCUUUCUCCCGCAGCUGCAAUUUCCUGGCCGGCAGGUACCCGAGUUUUUGAAUGCAAACCCAAAGUCCUCCUCGAGUGAGCAGUUGCCGCCUUGCUUGAACAAGACAUAUGGAAAGCCUAGCCCGUUGACAAAGGGAGAAAUUGAGGAUCUGAGGAGGCGUUAUGUCUGGGCUGCUGAGGUUCUAGCUAAGGCUGGCGCAGAUGGGAUCAUUUUGCAUGCCAGCCAUGGAUACAUCAUGCAGCAGUUCCUGUCACCAUUGAUCAACAAACGGACUGAUGAGUAUGGAGGAAGCCUAGAGAAUCGUGCCCGCUUCAUCCUCGAGGUUGUGAAUGCCAUCAAAGAGAAGCUUCCGUCCGACAAAUUCGUUAUUGCUGCUAAGCUCAACUGCCAAGACUUCAUCGAGGGAGGUACAAGCUUUGCUGAGCAGUGUGUUGUCAUCAAGUGGCUUGAGGAUGCCGGUGUGGACUUCUUCGAUAUUUCCGGUGGAACGUAUGCUUCCCCUGCGUGGAGAGGAAACAUCAUGAAGGAACUUGCGGAGCGACCCUCACAGAAAGAAAGGGGAAGCUAUUUCAUCGAAUGGGCACAAGAGAUGAAAAAAGUGUUGUCGAGAGCCGUGAUCGGAACAACUGGGGGCUGGAGAGAUAGUCAUCGAAUGUCCGAAGCGGUUGAGCACGGUGAUAUCGACAUGAUCGGUUUGGGAAGACCUCUUCGAGAGGAUCCAUUCUUCGUGAACAAAGUGCUCCGGGGUGAAGUGAGAAGGAGCAAUCUCUAA